Molecule: messenger RNA, 4124 nt
Organism: Esox lucius (northern pike)
Lineage: Eukaryota; Metazoa; Chordata; Actinopteri; Esociformes; Esocidae
Gene: ppp4r1
Product: protein phosphatase 4, regulatory subunit 1
Exons: 19
Coding region: 114-3086 (990 amino acids)
Biological process (GO): protein dephosphorylation
Molecular function (GO): protein phosphatase regulator activity; protein binding
Source: RefSeq, a predicted model, not a curated record
CUUCACGGAUUUGAUACUAUCUGGACCGUUCGUUCAGUUCUAACUGCGGUUCAUCGUCUCUCCAGUUGUUGCCUCAUCUGCACAGGCCACUUUAAAUGUAGGACCAGGACAAGAUGGCGGAUAUAUCUUUGCUCCAAGAGGAUUCCCAAGAGGAGUUGGACGGAUUUGGUGUGGAUGACUACAGCUCAGAGUCUGAUGUCAUUAUUAUACCUUCAGCCUUGGACUUUGUAUCGCAAGAUGAGAUGCUGACUCCUCUUGGAAGAUUGGAUAAAUACGUCACUAGUGAAAACAUUUUUAAUAGACAAAUGGUGGCGCGAAGUUUGUUGGACACUCUAAAAGCAGUGAGUGAGGAUGAGAGGGACUGUAUUGCCGUCCUGGAGAGAGUGGGUAGAUUAGCAGAUGACUCCGAGCCCACAGUUAGAGCAGAGCUGAUGGAGCAAGUCCAUCACAUCGCCAUUUUCUGUCAAGAGAAUAGACCUUCCAUUCCAUUUGCCUUUUCUAAAUACUUGCUUCCCAUAGUUGUCAGGUACCUGGCUGACCAAAACAACCAGGUCCGAAAGACCAGCCAGACGGCCCUGUUGGAGCUCCUGGAGCAGGAGCUGAUUGAGCGGGGAGACGUCGAGACACAGGUGUGCCCCGUUCUGGUGGAUCUGACCGCCCCUGACAGCAACGACGACGUCAAGACUGAAGCCAUGGCCAUUAUCUGUAAAAUGGCCCCCAUGGUGGGCAAGGACAUCACUGAGCGCCUCUUCCUGCCACGCUUCUGUGAGAUGUGCUGCGACUGCAGGAUGUUCCACGUUCGCAAGGUUUGUGCAGCGAACUUUGGAGAGAUUUGCAGUGUUGUUGGUGGAGAGGCAACAGAGGAACUCCUGCUGCCCCGUUUUUUCCAGCUCUGCUCAGACAACGUGUGGGGGGUGCGGAAGGCCUGCGCAGAGUGCUUCAUGAGCGUUUCCUCUGCCACAUCGCAGGAAAUACGCAGGACCAAGCUCUCGUCGCUCUUCAUCAGCCUCAUUAGCGACCCCUCCCGAUGGGUUCGUCAGGCUGCGUUCCAAUCGCUGGGUCAGUUCAUCUCCACGUUCGCCAGCCCCAACAGUGUGGGCCAGUACUUCAAAGAUGGGGAGGAGGGCGAGUGCAACUGUGUCCGUUCCCAGAACAGUAUUAAAGAGAAUGCACUGAACGUUGACCUGGGCACUACAGACCCGGCGAUCCGCGCCAACACUGAAGUGUCUCCAGGAAAAGAAUUUGACACCCCUUCAUGCACAAAUGGAAACCACCAGGAGGGAUGUCCACAGCAGGACGUCUCUAUCCACAAUACACAGGGGGAGGUGGGGGUGUUGUGCCGGACAGAGACUGUAGGAGUGGAUGUGGCAGAGGAGGGGGGUGGGGAACAGGCGGCGGAGGGGGAGGUGGAAGCCUUGUUGGCGUCGGCUGGUUGUAGCGAGAGUGAGCGGGAGCUUUUCUUGCUGACCCCUGAGCGCUCAGAGGAGCGGAGGGACUCGUUGGACACGGUAGGGACUCUAGAGAAGGGGAUUGCCCCUUCUACCGAUACUGAGUCGCCGGACUUAUCGGUGCCCUUGUCCAUCUCUUCGCCUGAGCCAGCAGAGGAGUCCUCGGCCCAACCUCCAGAUCGUGUCCCUGAGCAGGAGCUUUACAACUCCUUCCACUUCUGGCGGACCCCUAUCGCCCAGAUUGACCUGGACAUGGAGCUGCUACCACAGGAGGAACCCGCCAGCUGCGUCUCCGUUCAGGCUAAGGCCUCAACCCCCGCCCUGGGCCGGAAGCAGCUGGAAGAGCUCAUCGAAAACCUGGAGCCUCAUAUUGAUGACCCUGACGUUAAAGCACAAGUGGAUGUCCUGACAGCUGCUCUGCGCGCCGCCACCCUGGACUCUCACCUCGAGGACGCCUUCCUGGAGGCCCGGGAAAGCCAGGGGAUCCACCACCAGGACAACCCCUUUGGUGUGCACCAGACGCCCCGAAUCGGCCACGAGAGCCGAUCCUCGUCCCUGCGUAUGCACCACAGCGACGACUCCGAUCAGGGCGACUGCUUCGGUCAGGCCGAGGAGAAGAAAUCGAAGCUUCAGGACGUGAUCCCGCAGGCCCUGCUGGACCAGUACCUCUCCAUGACGGACCCCUCCCGGGCUCAGACGGUGGACAUGGAGAUCGCCAAGCACUGUGCCUACAGCCUGCCCGGUGUGGCCAUGACGCUGGGCCGGCAGAACUGGCACUGCCUCCGAGACACCUACGAGACACUGGCCUCCGAUAUGCAGUGGAAGGUGCGUCGGACAUUGGCCUUCUCCAUCCACGAGCUCGCCCUGAUUUUGGGUGACCAGUUGACCGCAGCUGACCUGGUGCCCAUCUUCAACAGCUUCCUCAAGGACCUGGAUGAGGUUCGGGUUGGGGUCCUCAAACACCUGUACGACUUCCUUAAGCUCCUGCACCCAGAGACGCGGCGUAAAUACCUGUACCAGCUCCAGGAGUUCCUGGUCACCGAUAACAGCCGCAACUGGCGCUUCAGAUCAGAGCUGGCCGAACAGCUAGUCCUGUUACUGGAGCUGUACAGUGGUCAGGAUGUGUAUGACUACCUGAGACCGCUGGCCUUCAGCCUGUGUACAGACAGAGUAUCCUCUGUACGAUGGACCUCCUACAAACUGGUGAGUGAGAUGAUCAGGAAGUUGGCGUCGUGCCAGGCUCUUCUGACAGACUUUCUGAGUGAGCUGGUGGAGAAGUUCUGCCACUCCCCCAAGUGGUCGGGACGGCAGGCCUUCGCCUUUGUCUGCCAGCUGGCGAUUGAGGAUGACUGCGUGUCGUUGGAGCAAUUCUCGGAGCACCUGCUGGCCCCUCUGUUACAGCUGGCCUCGGACCCGGUGGCCAACGUCCGAGUGCUGCUGGCCAAAACCAUCAGCCAGAGCCUGUUGGAGAGAGAGUACUUCCUGCAUUCUGCCAACUCGCACCAGGAAGCCCUGGAGCAGACGCUGGUGGCCCUGCAGAUGGAUCUGGACAAGGAUGUCAAGUACUUUGCCAGUGUUCAUCCAGGGAGCACGCGCAUCAGCGAGGACGCCAUGAGUACCACCUCCUCUACCUACUGAGCCCAGGACACACACACACACACCCACACGCGCUCUGCUGAACCCAAGCCAAGUAGGGGGCUGAGGACUUGAGGUAGCCCAUUUCUACGGCUCUUAGGCUUCCGUAAACACAGACUCACAAGGGGAAGACACAACUCGCCCAAAGCAGUGCAACACUUGAGUCACUACAGCAAAGAUUUUGUGCUUUGAUAUCUAGAUAUUAUAUUUUGCCACAGGAGCCUUAAAGGUGUCUUCCUUAAACAUGAAAAUACUUGAAUGUCUGGAGUGAAUUCAGUGGAAAAACUAAACAAAUGGAGAAAAUGCACGGGCAUUUCUUUUUCUCUUUUUUUUUUUUUUUAAAGGACCAUUUCUCCCUGUUUCUCAUUUCUCUUUGCCCUCUAUAGAAUCCUCCCCAGACUUGGUGACAAGCCAGUAUGUCACAAGCUUUAUCAAACCACAGAAGCAGAUCAACGGUCUCUAACUUGGAACAUUUCAAUGGUGUAUAGUUUCUGUAAUUGCUAUCUUUUUUUAUACUGUAAAAAUUACUCAUGCUGCAUAAAUCUCUAUAUAUAUAUAUAUUAAAAUAGUCUACCAUCACAGCCUUCUUUAGUGGGGAGCUGUUGGUGGGCGACAGUUCUCCUACAGGGAUUUGGCCUCCAUUGUUUUAACUCUAGUGCAGCACAUUGUUGUACCCAUAGACUGAAGGCCGCCCCCUGGCAUGCAGGGGGUUCCUGUUGUGAAUGAAAAAUAACUAUUGUAUUUUUUAUUAAUAUGGCUGUUUGUUCGCGGCGUGUAAGUAGGAAGAGGGAUUUCCGAUUGUGAAAGGUCAGCACACACUCACUUCUACAUGUGGGGGGGGGGGUAUUUUUAACCUGAGAAUGAAAUACUGCGAUGUCCCUCUCCCUCGACAUUGCCACUCCUCCUUUUAUAUCCCAUCUGUACAUAUCUCCAGCAAUGUUUCUCCGUUUUGAUCAACGAUCAUGAAUUUUAUUGUGAUAGUUUUGUUCCGUUUUACCUGUCUCGACAAGAAAUGAAAUAAACAGCAGGCACUAUAACUUG